Messenger RNA from Linum tenue, 1675 nucleotides. The record is from the annotation of a GenBank genome assembly. Lineage: Eukaryota; Viridiplantae; Streptophyta; Magnoliopsida; Malpighiales; Linaceae.
CCUCCGACCAAAUUUUUUUUUUGACAAUUAUCACGGUGGCCGUACCAGAAAUUCGUGACGAUUCAUCCUUAGGUUGAAGAUAAAGCCAGUUCGUCUUCCUUUGGAGUGUAGGCAAAAUCGGGACAAAUAACGACCAUGGCAUCAAAAUCCUUAGCGCAGAAGAUCGGCCCCGCCAUGAGGAGGCAGGCCGUGUCGUAACAGACGCGGCGGCGUCGAGGAUACGCCAGCUUUUGCAGCAGCGGCAGCGGCCUUUCCUCCGGCUUGGCGUCAAAGCUCGCGGAUGCAACGGCUUGUCCUACACGCUCAAUUACGCAGGUGCGUUGCUGCUGCCACUCUCCUUCUUCGAUCUCCUCUUGUAGCUCUUGCUUUAUUUCGCCCUGAUCUUAGGUUGCGCUUUAACGUGGUUCCGAUAUUUUCUACCAUUUGAGACAGAAAGUCGAAAUUGGUAUUGUUGACAUGCUCUGGAUCUCGCUGUGAUAUGAUGAUUAUUCUUUUCUUCGGAGAAGGGGGAAAUCUAUGGUGUAGAAUCGAACCUCCCUUUUCUCUACCAAUUUCCUUUUAUCUGUUGCAGGUCGUCCUGUGGAAUUCCUAGAACUAAUAGUGAAUCAUAGAUUUGAUUUGAUGCCUAUGUGGAAAACUCAUAACUGACUCUUUGAUAAAUGCAACCACUUGCUCAAUGAUCAGUUCCUUCUUAUUACCUCUGGCUGCUUUGAUCGAACAGUUCUUGCUUCCGUGAUUAGCUAGGUAAUAGUUCAUGAUAUCCUGCUUGCUACCAUGGAGAUCUGGUCCUUCUUCUGUUUUCCACUGCUGCUGCGCCUUGUAUACUUGUGGUUCAUGUUCCAACGAAGGAAGUUGCUGAAAAUGAAAGGAUAUAUGUUGCUUUGCUUUUUGUUGAUAAUUCGAACAGACGAGAAAGGAAAAUUCGACGAGUUGAUUGACGAGAAGGGCGUGAAGGUACUGAUUGAUCCCAAGGCUCUCAUGCAUGUGAUUGGAACAAAGAUGGAUUUCGUUGAUGACAAACUUAGGUCAGAGUUCAUAUUCAUCAAUCCAAACUCUCAGGGCCAAUGUGGCUGCGGCGAGUCUUUCAUGACGACUUCUACCGGCAGUGCCGCACAAGGUACCAGUAGCCGAUAGGAGCUUCGAUAUGGUCGCUGUCAGAGAUGCUUACGGUGCGACUAUCCUGUCAUCUGUAAACUUGUGUGGGUUGUUAGAUCGGGGCUCGAUAUGAAAAACGGUUGGAUACAUGUAAAGGCAAGUAGUUCUUUGGCUUUGUAUGAUUCGUCUUGUAAAGGCAAGUUAACUGAACGUGUGUGUAAUCAUCUCUUCUUUUGCAAGUUAUGAGCUGCAUCCUCGCUGCAAACUGGAAUAUAUGCAUUCCUUCGUUUCCUUUAGCUGCUUGUGUUGGUGCUACACAUUUGAAGGCAUAAUGGAAGAAACCACAUUGAGUGAUCAGUCUCACAUUUGAUGUAGCAAGCUGUUUCGUAAUUCUAGCAUGUCUUUCCUUCCCUCGAGCAAACUUUUGAGUGAUUAGUCUCACAUUCAAGUAACAAUGCGUACGCUGGUCAGACUCGCCUAGUCCAUUUUACCCUGCCAGAUCACCCGACCUAACUCCAGAAAUGAAUAAUAUGAGCAAUGGCUAGCAGACACCAUUUUAAGCAAACAAGCAUCUAACUUA